Molecule: messenger RNA, 1982 nt
Organism: Humulus lupulus (European hop)
Lineage: Eukaryota; Viridiplantae; Streptophyta; Magnoliopsida; Rosales; Cannabaceae
Product: probable inactive receptor kinase At2g26730
Exons: 2
Coding region: 1-1794 (597 amino acids)
Biological process (GO): protein phosphorylation
Molecular function (GO): protein binding; ATP binding; protein kinase activity
Source: RefSeq, a predicted model, not a curated record
AUGCAGACAUGGAGAGGAUUGAAUCUGUUUUUGAUGGGGAUGAUUGUUGGAGUCGUUUUCCUUCGAAUGACAACUGUUUUAGGAGGUGAGUCGUCUGAAUUUGAAUCGUUGAUUUGGUUUCUUAGAGCUGUUGAUCCUCAAAACAUGUUAAGAUUAGGCCAGGAUGCAUCAAGGAAAAAUCCAUGCUUGGAUAAGUGGAAGGGUGUGAAGUGCAACAUAAAAGGUACCACCAUACUUGAGAUUAGGCUUGAAAACUCAAAUCUUAGUGGUGUACUUGAUGCAAAUUCAUUAUGCAUGCUUCCAAAUCUUCGAGUUCUAAGCUUAGCCGAAAACCGAAUUCAAGGACAUAUUCCAAACGCCAUAUUGUACUGCAGGAAGUUGACCUAUUUAAAUCUAAGCAGCAAUCUUCUAAGUGGAAAGAUUCCAAGUAAUCUAGCCAGAAUGAAAUAUCUUAGGAAAUGGGACAUCUCCAAGAAUCAUUUUGAGGGUAUGAUUCCAAUUUUCGAAGGAGAAUUCAAGAAGCUGAAUAAGUUUUCGAUGAAAGCAUAUAAUAGAGCUUCGUAUCAGGAAGAGUUAAAGGAUCAAACUAAUGUGUCCCCAGAGAGUCCACAAAGGUACAAUUCUCAGAAAAAGAGUUGGCUUAGGAAAUCACAAAACUGGAUACCGUUAGUUAUUGGACUCUUUUUGUUCACGUUGGUGACAUACUUGGCGGGCAAGAAGGCAUCAGAGUUGGCAAGAGACAAGGCAAUUCUGAAGUCUCUUCAAGACUCUCCAACUAAAACCCCUCAAGCUAAGACAAUAGAAGAAGUGAAGCCAGAAGGAAUACUAUCUGAGCUUGUCUUUUUUGUUGAAGAGGAAGAGAGGUUCACGUUGGAGGAUCUUCUUGAAGCCACAGCUGAUUUAAGAAGUCAGACAUUUUGUAGAAGUUUAUACAAUGUAAUACUCAAGAACAAUGAGGAGUAUUCAGUCACGAGAUUGAAGAAAUUGCAGGUUUCCUUUGAGGAUUUUUGCCAAAUUAUGAGACAGAUUGGAGAUGUGAAGCAUCCAAACAUUUUACCUCUUGUUGGUUAUAGUUUUACUCCUGAAGAUAAACUCCUAAUCUACAAGUAUCAAAACAAAGGGAGUCUGCUAAACCUGUUUGAAGAUUAUAUUGAAAGUAAGAGGGAUUUCCCAUUGAGGCUUCGUUUAUCCAUAGCAGGAGGAAUUGCAAGGGGUUUGAACUUCAUAUUUCAAACUACUAAUGACCAUGAGACACUACUACAUCAUGGAAAUCUUAAACUUUCAAAUAUUCUGUUGGAUGAUAAUGAUGAACCACUCAUAAGCGAAUUCGGACACUCAAGAUUUCUAGACCCCAAGGGAGCCGGCAUAUGUUCCUCCAAAGGCUACACAGCUCCUGAGAAAAGUGUCUCUGAAAAAGGAGAUGUGUAUAGCUUUGGAGUGAUACUCUUGGAGCUACUCACAGGAAAACCAGUAGAGAAAACUGGUAUAGACCUUCCUAAAUGGGUGAAUGCCAUGAUAAGGGAGGAGUGGACUGGAGAGGUGUUUGAUAGGGAAUUAGCUAAGGCUGCAACUCAUUGGGCUUUCAUUUUGCUCAAUAUUGCUCUCAAGUGUGUCUCAAACUUACCCGAAAACCGCCCUACUAUGGAAGAAGUUUUGGAGAAGAUUGAAGAGGUUAUGUAUGCAGAACAAGACCAUACCAUGUCGCCAUUGUCUUCUCAUGAAUGUCACCAGGAUACUUGUCUUCUACAUAGCAUCAUACCUGAGACAUGGGACACUCCUGGAUCAAAUUAUUGAGCCUUCUUGCUUUCUGAAAUAUUACUAUUUAGUACAUUACAUUUUCAUACUUUUCUUCUUGUAAUUCCGGAUUGCAUAAGCCUUUAGAAAAGUACUUGUCUGUUGAGUAUACAUUAAUUCAUCAGUUUGGAGACUUGGGUAUUUUUUUGCUUAGUUCUCAUAUCUAUGUGCUGAUAUAUAAUAAUAAU